AAGGGAUAUUAAGCUAAUUUUAUCAAGUGUUUUAACAUUAACACAUUAAAUAAGAUCAGUACUUAUGUUUGGUUUGGACUCACUUUUGAUUGUCAUGUUUAUUCAUGGAGCAGAUAGCUCCACCUGCUAACAGUGGAUGCCAUCCUGUUUGAGAUAGGAGGAAAGUAUAAAAAGUUUCCGGGUGUCCUAGUUUUCCCAUUUAUUUGCAAUUGUAAUCGUCACUGAUGUCUGCUCACGUUGGGGUUAUGGAGAUGAUCUUUGGAUUGUUGCUGUUGUCCUUGGUGGCCGUCGGGAGAAACAGAGUAAUUGCUACGGACACUGAAACUGAAACUUAUGAAGAAGAAGAAGUGGAUGACGCUGAAAAGCUUCCAAUUCAACUAGACCACCUCACUGAGUAUUUAUUUGAUCACCUAAAACAAUUGCCUGUGAAGCAUAAAUUCCUGACUGGAGGCUCGUUAGAUCCAACUAAACAAACUGGAGAUCCAAAUGGGAACUCUGCAGGCCCCAUGGAGCCAACUGUUGAGUCUAACUUCCAAAUUAAGAUCCCAGUCAGUUCCAUGAAACAGCUCCUUAUGCACACUAAACCAAAACUCUUCUUCCAGGACCAAGUAGGUCGCAUGAAACCUUUCAUUUUGGCCAUGAACCCCACAUCUGUUUUUGGAGAUCCACCGGGUCCCAGGAAACCAAUGCCUAUGCCUGUGGAGCCCAAAUACCCAAUCGGGGGCCCAGUAGGUCUUAUGAAACCAGUGCCUAUGCCAGUGCAACCAAAAUACCCAUUUUGGGGCCCAGUAGGUCCUAUGAAACCAGUGCCUAUGCCAGUGGAGCCAAGGUAUCCAAUUGGGGGCCCUGUGGGUCCUAUGAAGCCAAACCCUUUCCCUAUGGAGCCCAAAUAUCCAAUUGGGGGCCCUGGAGGUCCCAUGAAGCCUAUGCCAGUGGAGCCAAAGUAUCCAAUUGGGGGCCCUGUGGGUCCUAUGAAGCCAAACCCUUUCCCUAUGGAGCCCAAAUAUCCAAUUGGGGGCCCUGUAGGUCCCAUGAACCCUAUGCCGGUGGAGCCAAAGUAUCCAAUUGGGGGCCCUGUGGGUCCCAUGAAGCCAAACCCUUUCCCUAUGGAGCCUAAAUAUCCAAUUGGGGGCCCUGUAGGUCCCAUGAACCCUAUGCCUGUGGAGCCAAAGUAUCCAAUUGGGGGCCCUGUGGGUCCCAUGAAGCCAAACCCUUUCCCUAUGGAGCCUAAAUAUCCAAUUGGGGGCCCUGUAGGUCCCAUGAACCCUAUACCUGUGGAGCCAAAGUACCCAAUUGGGGGCCCUGUGGGUCCCAUGAAACCAAUGCAUUUGCCCAUGCAGUCUCACGACAAUUCAGCAGGACCACCGUACAAAGACUUGGACUUCAUGGGCCCCUUCCAGAUGCCUCAGGCAUCCCAAUCGUCGAGUUUUGACGGGAGGUUUUACGCAGAUCCUGUUUCUGACUUUUAUAUGUGGUUUUGCAACAUGGGACAUCGGUUACAACAACCACAACAGCCCCCCCAGGGCAAACAAAAGUGGGAAAUGCUACAUUAACAGCUACAACGGUGAAGGAGCUGAUCGGCUGUAUAUUUUUUGCCACAAUAAAAUGUUUAUCUGUGA
This is a messenger RNA of Oryzias latipes (Japanese medaka), 1619 nucleotides long. RefSeq lists its product as uncharacterized. Lineage: Eukaryota; Metazoa; Chordata; Actinopteri; Beloniformes; Adrianichthyidae. The record is from RefSeq and is a predicted model, not a curated record.